ACCGGAUAUACGUCAUCAACAUGUGCCCGUUGCUGUGGCGACGCAUUCUGGCGCUACGUCAUAUUUAGCAAGACAUGCUCGCUACCGAUUAUGGCUAAAACAAGCUCGGACAAGUUGUGGGAGCUGGCCGCGGCGGAGGUCCAAAGUGUGGAGAAUGGAGGGUCAGAGGAGGGUGGAGGAGAGGCGGUCGGUGAAAGGACUGUCUUCCUGAUGGGGAGCAAGGCCGGGGGCAAGACGUCCAUUCUACUCAGAUGUCUGGACAGGGAUGAGCCGGCUAAACCUACUCUGGCUUUGGAGUACACCUUUGGCAGGAGAGCCACAGGACACAACACACCCAAAGACAUUGCCCAUUUAUGGGAAUUAGGAGGCGGUAUAUCCUUGUCAGACCUGGUCCAGAUCCCCAUCACUCCUGCCAGCAUAAGGUCUCUGUCUGUCAUCCUCGUUUUGGACCUUUCCAGUCCAAACGCCCUGUGGGGGACUAUGGAGAAGCUGAUGCAAGCGGCACAAGUCCAAGUGGAGAAGGCUGCCUCUCAGGCGAUGCAGGAUGGAAAAAGUCGAGCUGGAUCCAAACACCAAAUGACUGUCUCCUCUGCGACGCGUGUCCUGCCCAAAGACUACCCCGACAGAGAGCUGAUCAGUCCUUUCCCAGUUCCUCUGCUUAUUGUCGGCAGCAAGUACGACCGCUUUCAGGAGUUCUCCUCUGACCAGAAAAAAGUGGUGUCUAAGACGUUGCGUUUUGUUGCUCACUACCACGCGGCUUCUCUCAUUUUCACGAGCAUCAAGUCAGAGAGCCAGAUGUCAAAAACAAAGAGCUUCUUCUCCCGUCUGGCUUUCAAUGUGGAAACAAGUAAAACAAUAUCAUGUGACCCAAGUAAGCCACUCAUCAUUCCAGCAGGCGCCGACUCUUUCAGCCAAAUCGGGUCCCCUCCCACGACCAAUGUGGACAUCGCUUCACUGCAUGCCAGAAACCCCAAAGACCUGUGGAAGAAAGUCUUUGAGCAUAUCUUCCCUCCUGAGAGCCUCAGUGAGCAGAAGGAACUGAAGGAUCCGGCCAAAGACCCUCAAUACAGCGAGCCUCAGAUUGAUGCCAUGCGGGCACAGAAAGAUCAGGAGUUGGAAGAGUACAAGAAGAACGCAGCAAAGUCCUGGAAAGGCCUAGAUCUGGACACAUAAGACCCCUAAACAUCCUGAACAGGAUUAAGAUGCAACCAAUGAAUGAUAUUAGAAACUUGUUGAUUAUUUUUUACAGAAAUGGACAAAGGCAAGCAUACUAAUCAUGUAAACGGAGAAACACAUUUUUAGUACCACUGUACUAUACUACUCAGUGGCCUAGUGGGUAGAGUGUCCGCUCUGAGAUCGAUAGGUCGUGAGUUCAAAUCCCGGCUGAGUCAUACCAAAGACUAUAAAAAUGGGACCCAAUACCUCCCUGCUUGGCACUCAGCAUUAAGGGUUGGAAUUAGGGGUUAAAUCACCAUACAUGAUUCCCGGGCGCGGCACCGCUGCUGCCCACUGCUCCUCUCACCUCCCAGGAGGUGAUCAAGGGUGAUGGGUCAAAUGCAGAGAAUAAUUUCGCUACACCUAGUGUGUGUGUGACAAUCAUUGGUACUUUAACUUUCUUUUUAUUAGUCCCCCUACAUACUCUACAUAGUCAUUCUCACAUGCACUGUUCUGUAAAUUCUCUAAUCAACACAUCUAUUCAAUCAAUUGCAGUGUCAUGGUCGGGCAAUGUGUGGUCUACAAAAAAAACCUCCCAAAUCGGCACAUUGGCAUGAACCCCUUGAUGCAGUUUAUUUUUCAGUAACUCCACAGGAUGGCAGCUGCUGCAUUUGAAUAAUCGUGAGUGGUCAGCAUCCGGCAGCUUCAUCUAUCUACCUCUGCAUGCUCUAUAAAAUGUUGCUACUCAGCUGUUGGGGUGAAACUCGCGUGUUACUGUUCAUAAUAAACUUAUCCUAUUGCUGACUGA
This is a messenger RNA of Nerophis ophidion (straightnose pipefish), 1963 nucleotides long. RefSeq names its product cytoplasmic dynein 2 light intermediate chain 1-like. The coding region runs from base 91 to 1173 and encodes 360 amino acids. NCBI's taxonomy places the organism in Eukaryota, Metazoa, Chordata, Actinopteri, Syngnathiformes, Syngnathidae. Gene Ontology annotation, molecular function: dynein heavy chain binding. Gene Ontology annotation, cellular component: axoneme; cytoplasmic dynein complex; ciliary basal body. The record is from RefSeq and is a predicted model, not a curated record. Gene Ontology annotation, biological process: intraciliary transport involved in cilium assembly; intraciliary retrograde transport. The transcript has 13 exons.